AUGAGAUUAGGCAAGCCGCGCAAGAAUAGGAACCCAGACGGUAGCAUCAUUCGCGACAUCUCGAGAGCAAGCUCAUGUGGGCCAUUUGGAUCCAGGCCCGAUAUCGCUCCCCGAGUUGCCUCAUACACUGUCGAAAGCUCGCCGGAGCCUUCAACGGACGCGUUCUAUCUUCGCCCCUCAACGCCCAACUUUCAGUUCCAAGACACAUUCGCGAACAAUUUCGGUGGCAACCAGUCUCCUCCGUAUUCAGAAGCCAGCUGGUCGAAUGAGGAGCCAAUGGCAUUCCAGUCUUCCAUGGAUAUGACGAUUUCUGUGCCUCAAUUUGCUCCUCUCUCUCCAUACAAUGGCGCAGGGCAUGCUCGCUCCACAAGCAUGCGGAGUCAGCCAGACUUCCUCGCCCCUGUAGACAACGGCCUGAUAUCACCACCGAUGGCCAGCCCGCUAGUGUUUGGCCUACAAGACCAGCAGAGCCUUCCCAUGUUCGAACCUGAGUCGUUCACCUUAUCUCCACCCUUGAUGGCGGCGCCGCAGCCUAUCGCAGUCGCUCCUGUUUCUGUUCAAAGCCACGACUGCACCAAGUUCGCUUUCCAGAUCCUGAACAGCCUCUAUUCGCCACCCUCGUCUCAGCCUUCGUUUGACGACUUCAAUGGCGCAGCUGACGGUCUCCCCACCCUUGACGCUGUCCUUUCGGCAAACAAAGCUGCAGUGGAAAGCCUCUCGGCUCUCCUUGGCUGCCCAUGUUCGGCGAACCCGCACUUCUCCACCACCAUUGCCUUCUCGAUCACAAAGAUUCUAUCCUGGUAUCAGGCCAUUGCUGGCAUUGCUCAAGACAUUAUCUCACCCAUUAACACCCGUAUGGAGGCAUUCACACACACGCCCAUACUUCUUGGUGACUUCAAGCUCGAAGCUGAGGACGAAGAGACCUUCCGGACCCAGAUUAUCCUCGGCGAAUUGCGAAAAGUCGAGAAGCUCAUCGACGUAUUUUCUGCCUGCUACUGCAAUGCUUCCAAUGAUAGCAUUGAUUCGAGCGUCUACAUGUCUCUAGAGUCACUGCUCCGCACUCGGGUCCGAGACACGUUCAAGGUGACCAUGCGCACAGCGCCCCUUGACGUUAAGCGUCAGGUUGCUUGUCGUACCCAAAACCGUAUGCGUGUCAACACUUUGUAA
Messenger RNA from Boeremia exigua, 1167 nucleotides. RefSeq lists its product as uncharacterized. Gene Ontology annotation, cellular component: nucleus. Lineage: Eukaryota; Fungi; Ascomycota; Dothideomycetes; Pleosporales; Didymellaceae. The coding region runs from base 1 to 1167 and encodes 388 amino acids. The record is from RefSeq and is a predicted model, not a curated record. The transcript has 2 exons. Gene Ontology annotation, molecular function: DNA binding. Gene Ontology annotation, biological process: aflatoxin biosynthetic process; regulation of DNA-templated transcription.